Messenger RNA from Leishmania mexicana MHOM/GT/2001/U1103, 288 nucleotides. RefSeq lists its product as hypothetical. The transcript has a single exon. The coding region runs from base 1 to 288 and encodes 95 amino acids. NCBI's taxonomy places the organism in Eukaryota, Euglenozoa, Kinetoplastea, Trypanosomatida, Trypanosomatidae. The record is from RefSeq and is a predicted model, not a curated record.
AUGCAGGCUCAGAUGAUGCUCGGGCAAGCGCUCGAUCACUACGCGAUGAUGGACUUUGCCAACCUCGUGCUGGAGCAGUGCUGGGACAUCUGCUACGACAGCCAGCUUACCCGCCCCGAGCUCGCCGGCGGCGAGCUACCCGAUGUCAAGGUGCAGAAGAUGGACGCCUGCGCGCGCAAGUGUGUCGCACGGCACUUUGAGGUGCUCACAUUGCUGUCGGCGACGCGCGAGCUGCGCGAGAAGGAGCGGAUGCAGGGGCUUCCACCUGGCACGCUGACGAGCAUGUAG